AUUAUGGUGGAAGGCAGUUCUGUAUUGUAUAAGUCUGUGGUGGUAGCUGGAUAUGCCCUUUCAUCAAUUGGGAUUAUGUUUGUUAAUAAGGUUAUUCUCACUUCUAACAAGUUUCCGUCGCCUAUUUUUUUAGCCGCUUCUCAGAUGUUUAUGACAUUUGCUGUUCUGCUUGCAUUUUCUAUUUGCGGGCUUAUCAUUCCAUUUUCGUGUAUUUAUGCAAUUGAUGUCACAAUGGGCCUAGCUGGAACUGGUGCGAUUAGUCUGCCAUUGUUCUCCGCCCUGCGACGCAUAUCUAAUUUUUUCAUAUUAAAGCGACAUAGUAUUUUGACGCAUGCGGCGCUUGUCACAAUGGUGUUAGGUAUCGGUGAUAUAAACUUUGAUCUGAAAGGAUACACAUUUGUUUUCAUUAACAAUUUUUCGACAGCUGCUAAGGGUCUUUUGACGAAAUCACGACUGUCAAAGUAUAAUUACUCAAGUGUAACAUUACUGUUUUACAAUUCGCUAUUUAUGUACCCUUUCUUGGCUGUCCUUACUAUCGCAACUGGCAAGCUUCAACCGGUUCUGGAAUUUCCAUUGUGGGAUGACGCCCUUUUCGUGGCUGGAUUUUUGUUUUCAUGUUUGGCAGCUGUUACUUUGCAGUUUUUAACCUUUGAAUGUACUCGCCUUACAUCAGCUCUUACUACUAGCGUUGUUGGCGUUAUGAAGGUACGCAGCUUUCCAUAA
Messenger RNA from Mesocestoides corti, 723 nucleotides. The record is from the annotation of a GenBank genome assembly. Lineage: Eukaryota; Metazoa; Platyhelminthes; Cestoda; Cyclophyllidea; Mesocestoididae.